Messenger RNA from Danio aesculapii, 1857 nucleotides. RefSeq names its product tetraspanin 9a (gene tspan9a). The record is from RefSeq and is a predicted model, not a curated record. Gene Ontology annotation, cellular component: membrane. The transcript has 7 exons. Bases 613 to 1623 code for a protein of 336 amino acids. NCBI's taxonomy places the organism in Eukaryota, Metazoa, Chordata, Actinopteri, Cypriniformes, Danionidae.
UAUCAGCACCAGAGCAGUGAUUGAGAGCGGAGACAGAGAGAGGAGGAGAGGCGCAAGGAAAAGCAUGUCGUGCCGGAGACUGGUUAAGUCAGAGCAGCGUGAUUGAUUCUGGCAAGCAAGGAUAAAAAAAGAAAUAAUAAAGAGGGAUCUAGAGAGUCUCUCGGAGCGCAAAAUCCCGAGAGGAGAACGGGGGUGUAAGUUAGAAGGCUGUGGGAACUCAUCAAGUCCUCGUGGAAAGACAGAGCUGAGGUCAGCAGGCUGGAGUGUGGGAUUGAGCAGCAGCUGAACCAAACCCGGACAUUGCCUGGGCUGGGGGUGGAUACUCUUUUUGAGAGGACGUAGGGUGAAGGAAUACUGCUGAAACUUCAGCUUCACUCAACGUGCACCUGCUUGUGGGAGUAACGCUUCUGGAUAUUACAGCAAGGCUUCGGGGCAAGCUGUCACAUCCACUAGAGCGAUUUUGCAAAUCCCCUGUCUGAUUGACUUAAUCCUGAUCUUUUAUGUGAAAGAGAAAGACUAACACUUUUUAGAGCACUAGAGCGCAAGUUCAAGGUGCUAUUCCAAGAGACAUGAUAGAGAAUGAAAUAAAGAGCGUGGCUUCCGUUCCAGAGCAUGGAGAAGUCAAGUAGUGAGGAAUCCGCCAUCCACCGUAGCCCCUCUGUGGACAGCCGUGACUCAGACUUUGCCCAAGCCUCCACCUCUGGACGGCCGUUCGGAGGACGAGGUUUUACCGCCGGUGCCUUUUACGGGUCCACUGGGCCACGUGCACAAACCGCUGCUCAGAGUGGAGCGGCUGCCGACGAUAAAGGCAGCAAUAAGUACAAGGCUCCUAAAGGCAGCAAAUACGUGGUCUUUUACCUGGAUCUAUCCUUUGUGUUCCUUCUAGAGUUCAAGAAGUGCAACAUGGCGAGAGGCUGCCUGUGCUGUCUAAAAUACAUGAUGUUCGUCUUCAACCUCAUCUUUUGGUUGUGUGGCUGUGGGCUGCUGGGAGUUGGAAUCUGGCUGUCUGUUUCUCAAGGCAGCUUCGCCACCUUCUCCCCCUCCUUCCCCUCUCUCUCCGCUGCCAACAUGGUCAUAGCCAUAGGCGCCAUCGUCAUGGUGACAGGCUUCCUCGGUUGCCUGGGCGCCAUCAAGGAAAACAAGUGCCUGCUUCUGAGCUUCUUCAUUGUCUUGCUGAUUAUUCUGCUGGCUGAGCUGAUUUUGCUCAUUCUUUUCUUCGUCUACUCUGAUAAGGUCAGUGAGAAUGCAAAGCAGGACCUGAAAGAUGGCCUUGCCCUCUACAACACAGACAACAACAUUGGGCUGAGAAAUGCCUGGAAUAUCAUCCAAGCUGAGUGGAAGUGUUGUGGUGUCACCGGGUACACAGAUUGGCAUGAUGCUCUGAAAGAAAAGGUUGUGCCUGACCGCUGCUGUCAAGAACAUUAUCAGGAGUGUGGCCGCAACUCCACCAACAUGUUCUGGACACGGGGCUGCUACGAGAAGGUUGAAGAGUGGCUUGAAGAUAAUAAGCACCUACUUGGAACCAUCGGCAUGUGCAUCUUGGUAGUUCAGCUCCUGGGAAUGGCCUUUUCCAUGACAUUGUUCCAUCAGAUCCACAGAAGCGGGAAAAAGUAUGACGCCUAACGAGGUCGUUUCUCAAGGGAGGAGCCCUGGUGCAUUAUGGGACAAACUGUGGAGAACUCUUCCUCCCCUUGUAUCUAACUCUCCCCACCGGCCAACCCUCUUCCCAUUAAUUCCCCAGCUUACACCAUCCUGUAUAGACUUCAGUCACGGGCCGUCUCCUGUCCGCUCUUUCUCCCUGCCAAAGACAGAAAUGAGCAACUCUUUCGGCCAUCAUCCUCCCCGUGAGGCUUCUGA